UCUCGGUGUUGUCUCCGUUCUUCGCCGCCUGUCUCAGAGAUGAGUCUCUAUUGCUGCUGUUGCGGCGGCCGCGACCUCUCACCUCGUCGCUUUGGCUAUCUCCGCAACCUCCCAUGUUCUCUGCUACCUUCUUUCGCUUCCUCUCGCCACCCCUCCACUCGCUUCCUCCCCCCUCUCUGUUCCCUCCCCAACCCCAAUCUAACAGUCUCCCCUCCCGCGCCGGCCAACAGCAACGCCGCCGCGGCCACCCUCCCCUCCGUCCCCCGGUACCGCGAGGACGGACUCGACGAUGAAGCCCUCGACGCGUUCCUCGCCGACCUCAGCCCCAAGGAGCAGACCGUGCUCCUCAAGCGGCAGCGGGACUGGCGGCGGGCCCUCCACCUCCUCCGCCGCAUGCGGUCCCUCGCCCACUACCUCCCCAACCCGUUCCACUACAACGUCGUGCUUCGGACCCUCGGCCUGGCGCGACGGUGGGACGAGCUGCGCCUCUGCUGGCUCGAGAUGGCUAAAGAUGGAAUCUUGCCCACCAAUAACACCUACGCGACGCUCAUCGACGCCUACGGAAAGGCCGGGCUGGUAAAGGAGGCGCUUCUGUGGCUCAAACACAUGAGGGCCAGGGGGGUUUCGCCUGACGAGGUUUGUAUGAACACUGUCGUCAGGAUACUCAAGGAUUCUGGGCGGUUCGACGAGGGGGAGAGGUUUUUCCGGGGAUGGUGCAAUGGAAAGGUCGAAUUCGACGUUCUGGAGACGGAAACAGAUGGCUCGGAUUCCAUUAGUCCCAACAGUUUCUUGCUGACGGAGCUCUUCAAAUCCGGAAGUCGAGCACCUGUUUCCAAGAAGAUUGCUCCAGGCGUCGAAGAUGGUCCGAGAAGGCCGCGGCUUGCUGCUACCUUCAAUACGUUGAUUGAUCUGUAUGGAAAAGCAGGUAGGCUCCAAGACGCUUCAGAUGCUUUUGCUGAGAUGUUGAGGUCAGGUAUCGCACCUGAUACAAUCACAUUCAAUACCAUUAUCAACAUCUGUGGCACGAAUGGACUUCUCUCUGAAGCAGAGUCCCUGCUUGCUAAAAUGCGUGAGAGAAGAGUUGAUCCUGAUACCAAGACAUUCAACAUACUCAUGUCGAUGUAUGCUUCGGUUGGGAAUGUCAAGACGGUCUUGAAGUAUUACAACAAGAUAAGGGAGGUUGGUCUUUGUCCUGAUACUGUAAGCCAUAGGAUAAUCUUGCAGGUUUUAUGUGAAAGGAGCAGCGUUGGAGAAUUAGAGGAUGCGAUCGAGGAAAUGACCAAAGCAGGUGCUCGUGUAGACGAGCAGUCCGUCCCUGUCGUGAUGAAGAUGUACAUCAAUCAAGGGAUGCUUAAUGAGGCAAAUAUGUUCCUUGAGAAGCAUUGUGCCUCAACUGGCAUAUCUUCCAGGAAUUAUGCUGCCAUUAUAGAUGCUUAUGCCGAGAAGGGCUUAUGGAAGGAGGCUGAGGAUGUCUUCUAUGGGAAGAGGGGAACCAGAAACAAGAAUGAUGUAGUGGAAUACAAUGUGUUAAUAAAAGCUUAUGGGAAGGCAAAGCAGUAUGAUAAAGCUCUAUCUCUGUUUGAGGAUAUGAGAAACUUUGGAACUUGGCCAGAUGGAUGUUCCUUUAACUCUCUCAUUCAAAUGCUUUCUGGUGGUGAUUUUCCUGACCGAGCAUGGGAGCUUCUAGGCCGAAUGAGAGAUGCAGGGUUCAGACCUAGGUGCGAGACCUUCUCUGCUGUCAUUGCAAGUUAUUCCCGCAAAUCUAUGAUUUCUGAGGCCCUUGAAGUCUACCGAGAAAUGAAGGCACUAGGUGUUGAACCAAAUGAAGUUGUGUAUGGGUCACUGAUAGACAUGUUUGCAGAGGCUGGGAAGGUCGAAGAAGCACUUCACUAUUUUAAUUUGAUGGAAGAAUCUGGACUUCCGAUCAAUGGCAUUGUCCUGACUUCUCUAGUGAAGGCAUAUAGUAAGGUUGGCUGCUGGAGGGAAGCCCAGGAGUUGUACACAAAGAUGAAAACCCUUGAUGGUGGUCCUGACACUAUUGCCUCUAACUGUAUGAUUAAUCUUUAUGCAGAUCUUGGUAUGGUGACUGAAGCUAAGUUAAUCUUUAAUGACCUGAGAAAAAAUGGUGAGGCUGAUGGGAUUUCAUAUGCUACAAUGAUGUAUCUUUACAAGAGUAUGGGCAUGCUGGAAGAGGCAAUCGGCGUCGCUCAGGAGGUCCAGAAGUCAGGCUUACUGACCGACUGUGCUUCGUAUAACAGUGUCAUAGCUGCUUAUGCCGUCAAUGGGAAGCUCAAGGACAGUGCAGAAUUAUUACAACAGAUGAUAUCCAGAAAAAUAUUACCCGAUGCCUCAACAUUUAAAUCAAUCUUUACCCUAUUGAAGAAAGGAGGUUUUGCAAUGGAGGUGGUGUCACAGUUAGAGUCAUCUUAUAAUGAGGGAAAGCGAUUUGCGAGACAGGCUAUAAUUACCUCCUUGUUCUCCAUGGUUGGUUUGCAUGCUUGUGCACUCGAGUCGUGUGAUCUUUUUCUGUCUGCUGGGAUGCCUCUUGAAUCUUUUGCCUAUAAUUCUGCAAUUUACGCAUAUGGAGCCUCAGGGAUGGUUGACAAAGCCUUGAAUCUGUAUAUGCGAAUGCAAGACGAGGGACUGAAACCAGACAUUGUUACUUAUAUUUAUCUGGCAAUUUGUUAUGGGAAGGCAAGAAUGGUUGAAGGACUAAGGCGGAUUUAUGGUCUUCUGAAAUAUCAGGAACUUGAGCCUAAUGAAUCUCUAUACAAGGCUCUAAUCGAUGCUUAUAAAAUUGCUGGCAGGCAUGAUCUUGCAGAAUUGGUUGAACAAGAGAUGAGAUUCAGUGUUGACAGACCAACGGACGAUGAUUCAGAAGCUGAAGACUGUUAGAAAUUUAGGGUUCAUAUAUUUAGGCACAAAAACAUGCAUCUUCAUUCUGGCCUUCAUAAUUCGUAUUACAAGCAUCGAUGCCGGAUUUUGUAAGUUCAACUCUUUCUGACUUGCCAUGAUUGCAUUAUACUAACUAUAAACUAUAUAGUGUCAUCCUCCAUGCUUGACAGCCUUCCCGGUGAUUUUGAUUCGGUGUUUUGUAUGAUAGUUACAUGUUUCAUGGAGUUUGUUCAACUAAACCUUUGAAAUAUUAUUGUUCUCUUGAUGUUUUCU
Musa acuminata subsp. malaccensis (wild Malaysian banana) is the source of this 3168-nucleotide messenger RNA. Its product is annotated as pentatricopeptide repeat-containing protein At1g73710. Gene Ontology annotation, molecular function: protein binding. The record is from RefSeq and is a predicted model, not a curated record. NCBI's taxonomy places the organism in Eukaryota, Viridiplantae, Streptophyta, Magnoliopsida, Zingiberales, Musaceae.